Trypanosoma grayi is the source of this 1284-nucleotide messenger RNA. Its product is annotated as putative nicotinate phosphoribosyltransferase. NCBI's taxonomy places the organism in Eukaryota, Euglenozoa, Kinetoplastea, Trypanosomatida, Trypanosomatidae. The transcript has a single exon. Gene Ontology annotation, biological process: NAD+ biosynthetic process. Bases 1 to 1284 code for a protein of 427 amino acids. The record is from RefSeq and is a predicted model, not a curated record. Gene Ontology annotation, molecular function: nicotinate phosphoribosyltransferase activity.
AUGCCCGGUACGAUGAAGCCAAUCAUAACGUCCAUCCUGGACACGGAUGCAUACAAGCUGCACAUGCAGCAGGCCGUUUUUCACCUCUAUCCGACCGUUCGCGCCACUUUUGAGUUUCACUGCCGCAACGAGGACGACCACCUUGGUGACGCCGCUGAUGCUAUACGCGAACAGGUUGCACUGAUGAAUAAUAUUGCGCUAACUGAUGAUGAAUACAAUUACUUGUCAUCGAGGCGAUUUAUCCGCAAGGACUACCUUGAUUGGCUCCGCACGUACAGGUUUAACCCACAGCAAGUGACCGUUAACGCGGUGCCGGCCAACGGUGGUGAAACGGAUCUCGCCAUCACAAUUGAGGGGCCAUGGGUGGAGACAAUUCUCUGGGAGGUUCCGCUGCUCGCCGUCGUGAGUGAAGUGGUGCACCAGCAGCGCACACCACAUAUUGGAGUGGCGGAGGCGGUUGCGCAUCUCGAGCACAAACUAGAUGUGUUUUUUGCCAGCACACCAGCUAAGGAAAUUGAAACCUUCUGUGUCAGUGACUUCGGCGCUCGCCGCCGCUACAGUUAUGCUGUCCAGGAGACGGUUGUGAGGACACUACAGUCAGACCCUAGAUUUUGUAGGCACCUCUGCGGCACCAGUAACUACCUUUUGGCAAUGAAGCUGAACCUGCCAGCAGUUGGCACACAGGCGCACGAGUGGUUUCAGGCGCACCAGCAACUUGCACCAAUGCUGUGCGACUCGCAGCGGGUGGCGUUAACGCGGUGGCUGAAGGAAUAUCCGCACGACCUUCUCGUUGCGCUCACUGACUGCAUCUCAAUGGACAGUUUCCUGAAUGACUUCACCAAGGAUCUUGCUAACGCCUACAUGGGCCUCCGCCACGACUCAGGCGACCCGUUCGAGUGGGGACGCAAAGCUGUGGAACACUACCAGCGCCUCGACAUCGACCCCAAAAGUAAGACGCUCGUCUUUUCUGACUCACUCGACCUCGAGAAGGCCGCAAAGUUGCACCGAAGAUUCUCCAACGAGGUGAACGUGUUGUGUGGGGUUGGGACGCAGUUGUCGUGCUCCAUCCCUGGUGUGCGCGCACUGAACGUCGUCAUCAAAAUGACACGCUGCGAGGGAAAGCCAGUUGCAAAGAUCUCAGAUGCACCAGGAAAAAGUAUUUGCCGCGACACCAACUUUAUUCGUGAGCUGCAGCGUGCUUUUGGCCUCUCCAAGAUGGCGAUUGCUGCUGCAGCAGCAGCAGCAGCAGCCGUCUCCAUGGACGAUGGCAUCCGCAAAGCGUAA